UACCGGUUGGGUUAUAUCAAAUGCCUAUGAAGAAAAGUAACUGACUAUGUAAAACUUGCUCGGAUAUAUAGAUGUCCAACGAUUUGUUCAGAAUGUCCAAGACGUUUAAACUGCAUCGGCUGUUUAUUCUUCUAAUCAUAUGUGGGAAAGGAAUUUACACAUACUACGUGUGUGGAGAUUCUGGUUACCACACUCAAAAUAAUGGCGAGAUCGUAAGCCAUAGUGAAUUUUACAACGGACAAAAUUACAGCGAUGAUUGGUCUUGUAUCUUCAAAAUGGAAGCACCAAUGGAUAUGAAAAUAACUCUUGUUGCAAACACCUUCGACUUGGAGGCAGAAACCUCAUGCGGGCACGAUUCCUUGGAAGUGUAUGAUGGGAAUAGCGUACAGUCUCCAAGUCUUGGAAAAUACUGCAAUGGAAGUCCUCUAUGUACAAUAUCAUCUACUCAUAGAUUCCUUACAAUUCGUUUUAAAUCAGAUUCCCAGGUUACUGGUCAUGGAUUUGAUUUACAUUACUACUUCAUGGACACAGUGUCGCCGAAUGGAAUCAUGUGCGUAAACUCUAGUAGCAUCACAAAAAAUAAUGGUGAGAUCAUUAGUCACUAUGGAUUUCAUAACGGACAAACUUACAGUAAUUAUAUGAACUGUACCUCCAGAAUUGAAGCACCAUCGGACAUGAAAAUAACUCUCUUUGCUAGAACUUUCGAUUUGGAAGCAGAGCCAUCAUGUGGGUUCGAUUCCUUGGAAGUAUAUGACGGGAGUAGUGUUAAGUCUCCAAGUCUUGGAAAAUAUUGCAAUGGAAGUCCUCUAUGUACCAUCUCAUCUACUCAGCAAUUCCUUACAAUUCAGUUUAUAACUGACCAUAGUGUCCUUGGUAGAGGCUUUGACUUACAUUACUACUUUACUAGCAUCGUCUUACAUUGCAAUUCAUUACCGGACCCUAUUAAUGGCGGACUGGCAUACGGUAACAGCACUGAUAUCAACUCAACUGCUACAAUCUAUUGUAAUGAAGGAUUCCGCUUGAACGGAAGUGAUUAUACCCGGUGUGAAAAUGGAUAUUGGAUCCCUGAUCCAGACAUAAUGUGUACUUUAAUUGAAUGCACUUACCCCGUGGCUCCUGAAAAUGGCUAUGUAAUCAAGUCCGGAAUUAGUGUCAAUUCUACGGCACAGUUUAUGUGUUACGAUGGUUACGACAUGAAAGGAGUUCAAUUUAGCAUAUGUUUGUCGGAUGGGAACUGGAGCUCACAGUCACCAUUAUGUUUGCCGAAAGAGUGUCCAAGAAUUACAGAUCCGGAUCAUGGGAGCCUCAAGCUUUCAAACAACUUUUGGUAUCAGUCGGUUGGCAGAUUUACGUGUAACUCUGGGUAUACCUUGGUUGGUUCAAAUGUCACCAAAUGUUUAUCAUCUGUCAACUGGACAUACCCAGUACCGAAAUGUAGUCCUGUUGACUGUGGAAAUUGGACAUAUCUCAAUAACACUUGGGAAAAUUACAGUUACAUAACAUAUAUGACAAACACAACAUAUAGAGCAACUGCAAUAAGCUUCUGCAAAGCUGGUUAUCACAUAGAUGGAAACAAGAAAAGUCUUGCAGCCACUUGUUUGGCUAACGGGACAUGGAGUAUAGCAUCGCCGCCACUAUGUGUACAAGUUGGUUGUCCAGUUUUCAAUAUCUCAAAAGGAGACAUCAAAGUUGAAUACAGCCACGGGUCAACACGGCCUGUGAACUCUACAGCAACAUUUUCCUGCAAGAAUGCUUCAUACAGUAUCAAUGGGUUUGAAAAAGUAACUUGUCUCUCUACAGGGGAAUGGACAGGUUUAAGUCCAUCUUGCACAAAAGUACAAAAUCAUAUUUCACCCUGCCCAACAACAAUUGAUUUACAUGGCACACAAUGGGAGGAAACACAGCCUGGUAGAAUUAAAACCAAGCAUUGCCCAGUUACCGAAAACUAUGUAGGAGAAAUAUUCCGAAAGUGUAAAGGAGAAGGAAAAUGGAUGUUACCUAUUUACAACUGUGUGAGGCAGGACAUCGCCAUUGUUGACCAACAGAUUGAAGCAAUUAAAGAAAAUCCUUCAGAAGAAGUUGUAACAAACGCACUGGAUAAACUAAACAGUAUAACACAACCUUCUGAACAGAAUACUAUAUUUGGCGGUGAGAUUGACAAAGUUACAUCAAUCCUGGAAAGUAUUGCAGACAUAAGCGGCAAAAUUGAAGUGACUGAUGACCAGGCUGAGGCAUUCUUAGACACAACUAGUAAUCUUUUAGAUACAAGUAAUACAGAGACUUGGAAAGCAAUGUCACAGGAACCAGAAGGUGGUGAUACACGAAAGACAGAAAGAGGGGCUUCAAAGGUAUUAGAUGUGGUCAGUCGGUACUCGGAUUCUGUGACCGCCUCAUUAAGCAAGUCCAACGCAACAAGCAAAACUGUGAACGCAAGUAAUUUAGUUUUGCACGUGAGCAAGAUAAACAAUGAAACAGAUGGGGUCACUUUCCCUGAAAUGGGCAAGUCUCAUGAAUUCAACCUGUCAAGUUCUUUUCAUUUACCAAAGGAAUCGCUCCAAGGACUGAAACAUGUGUCCAGCAUACUGUACAAAAAUCUAUCCGAAAUAUUACAUUCAAGAACAGUUUCUAACGGUUCCGAAGAUGACAACACAGAAAUAAACUCCGCCGUAGUCGCAGUGAAAUUAGAGAACUGGAAGGAGAACGCAGGAUUCCACAUUUCUUUGACAUUAGGACAUUUUGAGGACAAAUUCAGCAGUCGCCAGUGCAGUUUCUGGAACGAAAACUUGACAGCUUGGGACAGUGAAGGUUGUAUAUUAAACACCAGUGCCUCAUCUUCAUCUACCUCUGUUUGCGAAUGCAACCAUUUGACCAAUUUUGCAAUUCUUAUGAGUCCGUUGACACAGACAAAUGUUGACAGCAAAGCUAUUGAUAUAAUAUCAACAGUUGGAUGCAGUAUCUCCAUGUUGGCGCUGGUCAUUACAAUACUGGUUCAUGUUGCUUUAUGGAAUUAUGUAAAAAGUGAUAAAGUAGUAUUACUUAUCAAUUUAUCUAUUGCCCUCGUCAUAUCGUAUGCGGUAUUCCUUGGUGGAGUAGACAGAACCGAUAAUGAGGAAACAUGCACAGCUAUAGCGGCGAUACUGCAGUACAUAUAUCUAGUCGUUUUCUUUCUGAUGUUGGCAGAGGGUAUCGAAAUUUCAGUUAAAUUCUUGUAUGUAUUCACAACAGAGUCGAGAUUAAAAUGGAUGUUACCGUGUGCCUGGCUGAUACCGGCCUUGAUUGUUGGCAUAUCUCUCGGAGCAACACGACUAAGAGGAUACGGGAACGAACAAUUUUGUUGGCUCUCAGUGCAAGGCGGGCUGAUAUGGGCAUUUGUGGUCCCUGCUAUGAUUAUAAUUGUGGUAAACUUUGUGUUGCUUGUCAUUUUACGGGCAGCAUUUGGAUCUACAUCUCAGCUGCAAAAAUCAAAAAUAGAGCAAACAAAGUGAGUUUUUCUGCGACUUUUUCUAUUUCAGUUCUUUUUGUUUCAAAAUAUUUGAUUUAUAAUUUAUAGUACGUGCACAUACAGUAGCUACAGUA
Molecule: messenger RNA, 3576 nt
Organism: Mercenaria mercenaria
Lineage: Eukaryota; Metazoa; Mollusca; Bivalvia; Venerida; Veneridae
Product: CUB and sushi domain-containing protein 1-like
Exons: 26
Coding region: 72-3485 (1137 amino acids)
Biological process (GO): negative regulation of angiogenesis; cell surface receptor signaling pathway; G protein-coupled receptor signaling pathway
Cellular component (GO): membrane
Molecular function (GO): G protein-coupled receptor activity
Source: RefSeq, a predicted model, not a curated record